GCAUAUUCCAGUACAAAGGCAAGUCACAGGGAGACAAACUUCUGGGGCUUCUUCUCAAGCUACGCCUUCAACAGGAGGCUUGGUGUUUCCUGGAUAAGACUUCUAUCUCUAAUGCAAAGAUGGUAACAUACUUGGCCUUGUGAAUGUGGACUCUGCUGCCUCAGAUUGCAGCUUUCUUUUUUCAGUGCUUUAUCAUGGCUGAUGCUUCAGCAGAGUGACCAGUGCACAGGGUGUUUCUGUGUGGCUGAUCGGAGUGGACCACACUCUGUUUCACUGCUACUUUGGAGGUAGCGCCUGUUAGUCAGACUAACUAGUUGUUUCCUCCUUGCAUAAUUUUGCACUUCUGUCCUGAAUGUAAGUAUUUUGUAACUUGAAAAAGAAGGACUGUGAUGAGACUUUUUGGCUGGAUUGCAUCUGCAUCACCAGAAUCUAAUGACAUUUGCACAACCUGCACAACGAGAGCAAGAAACAGGACUGAUGUCUCCAUCUCGAGUCUUAAGAAAAACUACUGCAUGUCAUGCCAAAACACCUUGUGAGAGUGACUCAUGGGUGACUGCUGUUUUAAGCUGUCCACUAUAGCAGCCGAGUUUGUGAUAAGUCUUGCUGAGAAAAAUACUACGUUUGACACGUUUAAGGCAGUUCUUUUAAAGAAUGGCGCCGAGUUCACUGAUUCGCUUAUUAGUAAUUUACUACGUCUCAUACAGACAAUGCGGCCUCCACCAAAACCAUCUACGAGCAAAGAGACAGUUGUCAAACCCAAAUCGGAGAAGGAAAAGUUGAAAGAAUUGUUUCCAGCCCUUUGCAGGCCAGACAAUCCCAACAUCAGGAACAUGCUGGAUGAAGAUGAUGUGAAGGUGGCAGCUGAUGCACUUAAAGAACUUGAAGCUCUGAUGCCUAGUGCAGACAGGCAAGGCAAGCAAAGGAGCAGUGACCACCGGGUGAAGAAAAAGAGGAAGAGUCGAAGUCGUAGCAGGGACAGGAAACGAAGGCACAGAUCUCGCUCUAGGUCUCGUUCUAGGACUCGGGAUAAGAACAGGGGAAAAUCCAGAUACCGAUCAAGGAGCAGGAGUCAGAGUCCCAGUAGGGACCGUAAGGAUCGAGAGAAGUACAUCGAGAAGAGCAAUGAGAGAUGGAGAGACAAGCACAUAGACCGUCCGCCACCUGAGGAGCCUUCCAUUGGAGACAUUUACAACGGCAAAGUCACCAGUAUAAUGCAAUUUGGAUGCUUUGUGCAGCUGGAAGGACUAAGGAAGCGUUGGGAGGGCUUAGUCCACAUCUCAGAGCUUCGAAGAGAAGGACGGGUUGCCAAUGUUGCCGACGUUGUGAGCAAAGGACAAAGAGUAAAAGUCAAAGUGUUAUCCUUUACUGGAUCCAAAACCAGCCUGAGCAUGAAGGAUGUUGAUCAAGACACUGGGGAAGACUUGAACCCAAACCGGAGGAGAAACCUGGUUGGAGAAACCAAUGAAGAAACCUCUAUGAGAAACCCGGACAGACCCAGUCACCUGUCCCUGGUGAAUGCCCCAGAGGUGGAGGAUGAUAGCCUUGAACGGAAACGCCUCACCCGAAUUUCAGACCCAGAGAAAUGGGAAAUAAAACAGAUGAUUGCAGCUAAUGUGCUUUCCAAGGAAGAGUUUCCUGACUUUGAUGAGGAGACUGGGAUUCUUCCUAAAGUUGAUGAUGAAGAAGAUGAGGACCUUGAGAUUGAGCUAGUUGAAGAAGAGCCACCGUUUCUUCGAGGUCAUACUAAACAGAGCAUGGAUAUGAGUCCUAUUAAAAUAGUAAAGAAUCCAGAUGGUUCCUUGUCCCAGGCUGCAAUGAUGCAGAGUGCUUUAGCUAAAGAAAGACGAGAACUUAAACAAGCCCAGAGAGAAGCAGAGAUGGAUUCUAUCCCUAUGGGACUCAACACACACUGGGUGGAUCCUCUCCCUGAUGUGGAUGGAAGACAAAUAGCUGCAAACAUGCGAGGUAUUGGGAUGAUGCCCAAUGACAUUCCAGAGUGGAAGAAACAUGCAUUUGGUGGCAACAAAGCUUCUUAUGGUAAGAAGACCCAGCUUUCCAUUAUUGAGCAGAGAGAGAGUCUCCCAAUCUUCAGACUGAAGGAGCAGCUGAUACAGGCUGUGCAUGACAACCAGAUUCUGAUUGUUAUUGGAGAGACAGGAUCUGGGAAAACAACACAGAUUACCCAAUACCUGGCUGAGGCGGGGUAUACGUCAAGAGGAAAGAUUGGAUGUACUCAGCCUCGCAGAGUGGCUGCAAUGUCUGUUGCGAAGAGGGUGUCAGAGGAAUUUGGUUGCUGCUUGGGACAAGAGGUUGGCUACACCAUUCGAUUUGAAGACUGCACUAGCCCUGAAACUGUUAUCAAAUACAUGACAGAUGGUAUGUUACUGAGGGAGUGCUUGAUAGAUCCUGAUCUGACCCAGUAUGCCAUUAUCAUGCUGGAUGAAGCCCAUGAGAGGACCAUACAUACAGAUGUGCUCUUUGGACUCCUGAAGAAGACAGUGCAGAAACGGCAGGAUAUGAAGCUGAUAGUGACAUCAGCAACACUGGAUGCUGUGAAAUUCUCUCAGUAUUUCUACGAAGCUCCAAUCUUCACAAUUCCUGGCAGAACAUACCCAGUAGAAAUUCUGUACACAAAAGAGCCGGAGACAGAUUAUUUGGAUGCCAGUCUGAUUACAGUAAUGCAGAUCCACUUAACAGAGCCACCAGGUGACAUUUUGGUGUUUCUGACUGGUCAGGAAGAGAUUGACACUGCCUGUGAAAUCCUCUAUGAGAGGAUGAAAUCUCUAGGACCUGAUGUUCCAGAGUUAAUUAUCCUACCAGUAUAUUCAGCUUUACCCAGUGAAAUGCAAACCAGGAUCUUCGACCCAGCCCCACCAGGAAGCAGAAAGGUUGUCAUCGCCACUAACAUUGCUGAGACAUCUUUGACUAUUGAUGGAAUAUAUUAUGUAGUCGAUCCUGGCUUUGUGAAGCAGAAGGUUUAUAACUCCAAGACUGGAAUUGACCAGCUGGUUGUUACACCAAUUUCACAAGCUCAAGCAAAGCAGCGAGCAGGAAGGGCUGGGAGAACAGGACCAGGAAAAUGCUAUAGGUUGUAUACAGAGCGUGCUUAUCGAGAUGAAAUGCUAACCACCAAUGUGCCUGAAAUCCAGAGAACAAAUUUGGCCAGUACAGUACUUUCCCUGAAGGCUAUGGGCAUCAAUGAUUUGCUCUCCUUUGACUUUAUGGAUGCUCCUCCAAUGGAAACUCUCAUAACUGCCAUGGAGCAGCUGUACACCCUGGGAGCUCUGGAUGAUGAGGGACUGCUCACUCGACUUGGGCGCAGGAUGGCAGAAUUCCCCUUGGAGCCUAUGUUGUGUAAGAUGUUGAUCAUGUCUGUACAUCUGGGAUGCAGUGAGGAAAUGUUGACAAUAGUCUCCAUGCUUUCUGUACAGAAUGUGUUCUACAGGCCAAAGGAUAAACAAGCACUUGCUGACCAAAAGAAAGCCAAAUUCCAUCAGACAGAAGGUGACCACCUCACUCUGCUGGCUGUGUACAAUUCCUGGAAGAAUAAUAAGUUUUCAAAUCCCUGGUGCUAUGAAAAUUUUAUCCAGGCCCGGUCCUUACGCAGGGCACAGGACAUCCGCAAGCAGAUGUUGGGCAUUAUGGACAGGCACAAGCUGGAUGUGGUAUCCUGUGGGAAGGCAACAGUUCGAGUCCAGAAGGCCAUCUGUAGUGGCUUCUUCCGAAAUGCAGCAAAGAAGGAUCCCCAGGAAGGUUAUCGGACACUCAUUGAUCAACAAGUAGUCUAUAUCCACCCAUCGAGUGCUCUUUUCAACAGGCAGCCAGAAUGGGUGGUAUAUCACGAACUGGUGCUAACCACCAAGGAAUAUAUGCGUGAAGUGACGACUAUUGAUCCUCGCUGGCUGGUGGAGUUUGCACCAGCUUUCUUCAAGGUUUCUGAUCCAACCAAGCUCAGCAAACAGAAAAAGCAGCAGCGACUGGAACCCCUGUACAAUCGCUAUGAGGAGCCCAAUGCUUGGAGGAUAUCACGUGCAUUCAGACGGCGAUGAGCCUUGUUUCCUCCUGGACUCUUACUGGUUUUAUAUUUGUGGGACUGUGAUUUAUGCGCUGUUUCAACUGUCCUGAAAAAAAGGACAUUCAAUUAAAGCUUGCCUACAAAAUGAGCAGAAAGUAAGUAUUUUCAGAGCAAAAGCACAAGAGGGCGAUGUGUGCUCAUGUCAGCUGCCCCUCAGACUCCACAGCUGCAUGACAAAUGUCCUGGGUCUCCUCAGCGUGUUACAUCAUUUUAGAAACGGUUCUUGAAGCACUUCUUUAGUCAUUCCGCUCUUAAGAGACAAAACCUAAAACUCAGAAAUCUGGGCACUGAGCUGAACAACAACAAAAAGGUAAUGAUUAAAAAAUAGUUCUUCACCAACCUAACUGUGUUCUGAAUGACCAGAAAAUAGAAGCUGGAAUAGUUUGUUUCUUUACCCUGCUAAAAGGGAUUUAUUUCUAGUUAUGCUCUUGGACAGUGGCUGUUUUUUGGAAGCUGCUUGUUCUCCAUUUUUUCCUAUUUUAUGCAUUUUCCUGUUCAGUGUAACUAUUUGUCUUUUAUGCAAGCCGCCUGUGGUGAGAUAUUUAGUAUCUGUGGCUUUGGGAUAAGGCAGGAAAGAUCCCUUGAAACCCAACUAGAAUGUCAGUUAUACUUGGACAAUGGCACAGGUCAGGCUGCAAGUCUUAUCCUUCAUCACCGUCUCCUGUGUGCUGAAGGCUAGUAUAUCAAACAGUAAUUAACCACAUCCACUCUGUAGCACGGCUCUGUCUGUGAACAUAAGUGGUUACAGAUGUUUAGACUUUCUAUACAAUGUGUCAUGUGUUUUAUUUCCACUUACAAUGUUUGGUGACAUCACAACUGUUGGGUUUUUUUAAUAGAAUAUGCUUUUACAGCUAAAAUGUCUGUAAAACAUUGUGUAACAGUUCCUCGUUUAAAAAGAAAUUGGCUAUCCAGUGUGUGCUAUGUCAUGCUGAAGCUAUCUGUAAAUUAUUUUUUCUGUUGGAAACAGAUGAAACUUAUUUGACUCCAUAGCUGCAGAUACCCACUUUUUUAUUUAUUUUUUUUUUCCCCAAAGCUGGGACAUCUGCUAACAUUAUUGUUGAAGUGAGUAGAAUGAAGUUGGCUGGUUGGUUUACAUUCAGUGAAUUUGAAGAAAGUUUCACACUGAAAAGUAGCUAUAUUGGAAAUCUGUAUCUCUGUACAAAGGUGGGCAGGGAUGUUGUAUAUACUGUUUUAUUAUGUUGUAUAAAUGCCCUGAGCUUUCCCAUAGCGUUACAUCUUCAUAAAGUUAAAUAGAAUUAGAAAGUUCGUAAGUUUGGAGGCUCUUUUCAUUAUGGCAUUAGGCAGAGAAGGUUGUCCUACUGAAUGCUCUUCCAAGCGUAUUUUCUUUCCACAAACUCUGCAGCUGCAUCUGUUACUGUUUUUCUAUGAAAAAUUUGCACUUGACUUUCAAAAGUCACGUGAAAAAUGUAAAAGAGAAAAUGUACACAGUGGAAGUCCCAGUUGUACAGCAUACUUCGAGGUAUUUCUGUUCCAAAUUAAUUUUGUAUUUGCUUCUCCAGUGUAGCCUCUUUCUGACUUAUGGUAGGGGAAAAUGCAUCAACAGAGAGGAUUUGUUUUGUUUUGUUUUUUAAGUGAACAACUGUCAUCUGUUUUAUGUGUGUUAUUUCUUUCCUUGGUGUAAUUUUUUCAGUAAUAUCCUUUAGUUCAUUUACAGAAACUUUUCCACAUUGACCUCAGCUGCUUUCUUUGGCAAUACCCCACAUCCAAAACUAGCCUGUGAAACUGGAAUGCUGGCUUACAAACUUGAACCGCUUACAUGUUUUUUUUAAAGCAAGUUUUAUCAACCUGUUACCGCCCUGAGGUUUCUGAGCAUAACAUCCUAAUGUCUUCUACUGCUUAUGUGAUUUUUAGUUGGUUUAUCUUGUGUAAAAAAAAAAACCUGAAAAUAAGCUGCCUGGUCCUAGGAUAAAACCACAGACUUAAUGCUUUAUUCUGGCAGUACUUACAUAACUGAGUAGGUAUUUUAGCCCCUUGCUGGGGAAAGUGUUCUUUGAGCUCUCCUGUGUGAGGUGCUUGUGCAAGCACUUGUCAACCUGCCUCUGUCUAAUGAACUGCAUUAUUUUAAAUGGUAUAAAUCCUAGAUCUUCUGGUUCGUUUUGACUGUACUCAGUUAAUGCACUAGGACUGGUAACACAGAUUUCUUACCUAAAGGCAAAAAUUAUGCCAGCAGAGGCAAUGUGUCUAGUCUAGAAUGUUUUUGGAGGUGUUUAGCAUAACUGCUAAAAAUUCCCUGAGUAAUAUAAGUAUGUAUGUGUGUGUGCAAUCUUUGCAUGUGUCCCUUUGUCAGCAAUAAAUAGCCUCCUUGCCUUUAGCAGGUCUUGUGCUGUACACUGUGCUAGUGUGGAGUGGAAGUUUCUAUAAACAUGCCAGGAGGAGACAGAUGUGCUUGCCCUAUCUCCAGUGUCAUUACUGCCAGCAACAGGAGCAAAUACAGCCACUGAAAGGCCCUCUCUCAGACUUAGGUGGUUCCUUGCUUCCAGUAAUAUUUGGAUAAGGUGUUGAAAAGAGGCUUCAGCUGUAAUUAAGGGGGAAAGCUUAGGCUGCCAAAGCACUGGGGUUAUUCUUAUACCUGCUGGCAGAGAACAAACUAACAGUAGUUAGCUACAAGUGAACAGAGGGGAAAAACGGAUACAGACAGUGUGAGAAUAACUAAGCAAGCAAGAGUAAAUUGAAGGAUCAUAAUGAGUGCCAUUCCCACAAGAUAUUGGCAGAAUGGCACCAGUCUUUGGGCAGGUGGAAGGGGUAUAGAUGAAGGCUCAAGCUAUGGUUGCUUUCCCCCCCGCCCCUCUCCUGGAAGACCAAGGAGCUAUGUGAAAUGCUGAAUGGUUCCUCUGAUGAAUUCCAAGCCAUCUGUGAACCUCUCUACUCCUCAACAGCAUUGUGGCUUGUGGAACAUUUAAUGCAAGUAGCAUGGACUAAGCAUUGCUGGUUCCUGUCCCCCCUCUGGUUCCCUAGAGUUUGAUGUGGUGUCCCUCGCCUAGCUGGGGACCUCAUUCUGCUUGUUGAGAUACGAAUCUUUUUGUCUGGGUGGAGCAAACAAUCCUUUGUCUCAAACUCCAGCAGUAUGUGCCAUAUAGGCCAAUUUCCACAUGUUAGCUGAUUGUCACAAGCAAAGGAUUCACAGCAAAAGAAUAACUCACACAUUCAUGUGUACACGCACACACACAUGCAAAACCAACCUUUUGCCCUUAAUGCAAGAAAGAUAAAUAUGAUUUUUACAGCCAGCCCCACACAUGCUCCAUCUGUUAUAGUAACUACCUUAACCUUAUUAAUGGGCUUGUUACCAGAGCCAGUGUGACAGCAAUGUGCUACUUACACAAUGGGGGUUUUGUUUUUUAGUAAUUCAGUUUUCAUGAGAUUUCUGUGACAAUUGCAGAAGGCUGUGAUACUGACCCAUUAGCAGUUUCAUGGAAUUUUUCAUUUAUGAAAUGUAUUGUUCUUUCAAGCCAGCUGGGAAUACAGUGAGUGAGUAUCUGAUUUUAGCAAAUGUGUUUUGUAUGUGUAUGUUCUGUAACCUACAUAAAUCCUCUGGCUGGUCUGUCCAUACACUGGAGGUGGAGAAGUGGGGCUGCACUGAUCUGGAUACGCUGGUUUAUUUGGCUGAAAAAUGAUCUUGUAGUUCUUGUAGCUGGUAGGCCUGUGGGUCGGUCCAAACACAGCUCUGCUUUGCAAGCUACACUGAAAGCAGUGGGUUUUUUGUUGAGUGUAGAAAAGUCUAUUUGAGUUCAAUAUUAGCUCACUUCUACUAGAAGAAAGGCAAGGAGGUAGAAGUGAACUGGAUCAUACUUAGUCAGUGGCAGAUCCUGGCUAUUUUGGAAUGUGAAUGUUAGUUUCUACCAUUUAGGUCUGCCACAGAGAGCAUCUGAAAAGCCUGUUGAUGGAAGUCCAGUGUUAGAUUUUGUUUCCUAAACUUGAAGAAAAUCUAUCGGAGG
This is a messenger RNA of Haliaeetus leucocephalus (bald eagle), 8028 nucleotides long. It is a transcript of the gene DHX8, whose product is annotated as DEAH (Asp-Glu-Ala-His) box polypeptide 8. NCBI's taxonomy places the organism in Eukaryota, Metazoa, Chordata, Aves, Accipitriformes, Accipitridae. Gene Ontology annotation, molecular function: RNA binding; ATP binding; RNA helicase activity. The transcript has 23 exons. Gene Ontology annotation, cellular component: catalytic step 2 spliceosome; intracellular anatomical structure. Gene Ontology annotation, biological process: mRNA splicing, via spliceosome; spliceosomal complex disassembly. The record is from RefSeq and is a predicted model, not a curated record. The coding region runs from base 546 to 4049 and encodes 1167 amino acids.